Molecule: messenger RNA, 1920 nt
Organism: Candida dubliniensis CD36
Lineage: Eukaryota; Fungi; Ascomycota; Pichiomycetes; Serinales; Debaryomycetaceae
Gene: APG7
Product: Apg7p
Exons: 1
Coding region: 1-1920 (639 amino acids)
Biological process (GO): protein modification by small protein conjugation; autophagy of mitochondrion; piecemeal microautophagy of the nucleus
Cellular component (GO): phagophore assembly site; cytoplasm
Molecular function (GO): Atg8 activating enzyme activity; Atg12 activating enzyme activity
Source: RefSeq, a predicted model, not a curated record
AUGACAAGCCAUCUGGAUCAGUUAGUCAAAAAAUAUAUUCUCAACCAAUCUUUUGUUGAAUCGUCUUUCUUUACCAAGUUAUCUGAAUUAAAGUUAGAGAAGUACAAAUUGGACUCGUCUUAUAUUGCCAUUCAUGGUUUCCAAACACACCCAUCGAAAUUGAACAAAUUUAACGAUACUCCAGUAUUGAACUUGGAUCAAUCUAGUUUUGCUGAUACGUUGAAUGAUCUGAGAAUAGACAUUCCUGGAGAGUUAUUCAAUGUUAAUACUAUUGAAGAAUUCAAGUCCCUAGAUAAAUUGAAGCUUUUAAAUACAUGGGGGCAAAGCAUAUACCUGGAUGUGACAAAUGCUUCUAGUUUUGACUACAAAUUAUUUAACAAAUUCUAUAUUUUGACCUACUCGGAUUUAAAGAAAUAUAAAUUCUACUAUUGGGUUGCGUAUCCCACUUUGAGCAAUAGUUGGACAGUUGAAAAUGAAUCCCAAGAAACAGACGCUACAAUAACUCAAUUGGUUAAAACUGAAAUGGAUAAGGAGUAUGGCCAGUUUUUCCAAUUUUAUGAGGGGAAACUUCAUAAAUCUGUUCGAGUAGACAAAGAGCGUACCUUUGUAUUUAUAGAUACUUGUUUAAGUAAGGACAAGAAGCCUACAAGUCAGCUCAAGAACUAUUUAUAUUACAUUGCAUACAAGGGUAUUAAAGAAAUAGAUCUCAUUACUUACCGCAAUAAUAACUUGGCUUUUAAACAGCAUUUGAAAUUAGAUGCUUUUUCCGACUCCCCGAAAAUCACUGGUUGGGAAAGAACAAGCCAGGGGAAGUUGGGACCCAAACUUGCAGACUUGGGAUCAUUAAUAGAUCCUUUACAGUUGGCGGAGCAAGCAGUUGAAUUGAAUUUGAAACUAAUGAAAUGGAGAAUUGCCCCGGAUAUAAAUUUAGAGAUAAUUAAGAAACAAAAAGUUUUGCUUCUUGGAGCUGGUACUUUAGGAAGUUAUGUCGCAAGAGCAUUGUUAGGCUGGGGUGUGAAAAGCAUCACUUUUGUGGAUAGUGGUAGAAUAUCUUUUUCCAACCCCGUGAGACAACCACUUUUUAAUUUUGAAGAUUGUUUUAGUGAUAAUGGACAAGGUGAGUACAAGGCAUUGAGGGCUGCAGAAAAUUUGAAAAAAGUUUUCCCUGGUGUAGAUGCAAGAGGUAUCUGUUUGGAGGUCCCUAUGGUUGGUCACCCAGUUACUGAUGAACAAAAAGAAAGGGCAAAUUAUGAGACUUUGCUAAAGCUCUUUGAGGAGCAUGAUGUUAUAUUUUUAUUAAUGGAUUCAAGAGAGUCUAGAUGGUUGCCCACUUUAAUUGGUGCAGCCAGUGAUAAAAUAGUGAUUAAUGCUGCCUUGGGCUUUGAUAGUUUUCUUGUAAUGAGACAUGGAGUGAUGAGUCAAAAGGAUAGGUUAGGGUGCUAUUAUUGUAACGAUGUGGUAGCUCCUAAUGACAGCUUAUCAGACAGAACACUAGAUCAAAUGUGUACUGUAACAAGACCAGGGGGUGCUCUAAUGGCUUCAUCCUUAGCUGUUGAAUUGUUGGUGGCAAUUUUGCAACAUCCUGAAAAGAAUCUUGCACCACAUGAUGCUGAAACAAAAUUUGGGAAUGUGCCACAUCAAAUAAGAGGGUUCUUGCACAAUUUCCUGCAAACUAAGUUAUUUGCUCCUAGCUAUGCCCAUUGUUCAGCUUGCUCUCCACGAGUGGUGACAGAAUUUAAGCAGGAAGGUUGGGAAUUUGUUAGGAAAUGUCUUGAUAAUUCCCAAUAUUUAGAGGAUAUCUCUGGGUUGGCCAAAGUGCAACAGGAAGCUGAGUUGGCUGCUAAACAAUUGCUUGAAGAUUUGUCGUUGGACGAUGAUAUUGGUGAUGAAAUUGAUGAGGAUUCUGAGUGGUUAAGUUGA